UCCUUCCGUUAACCAAGGUGGUUUGUUUAUAUUUACAUUUAAAAUAAAAUUUAUUUCUAGCUUAUUUAUUAAAAUUUUUACAAUUUUUAUUAUCUCAACAUCCUUGGUCAUUUAAUAAUAUUUCCACAAACAUCACUUAACUAGAAAAACUACCCCUAAAAUAGUAUGUUUGAAACAAAACUCCCUCGUAAAAUUAUUGGCAUGCAAAGAAAACCUAUUAUAAACACUAGCUACACCCCAGAAGCUCUUGAUGAAUUUUUGCAUGGUUAUAAAGGUGCAUACGCAGAUGAAGUUCGAAAAGAACAAACAAAGUGGCCACCAUCUUUAGUUAAAGAUAUAAACUAUAUAUGGCCAUCACAAGUUAUUUUGCAACCCAGUUCGUCUAAUGGACAGACAAUUACCCUCGAUGUGAAAUCAUAUCGAAAUGAUAAUUCCAAUCAAACAAGUACAAAGUCAUUGAAUCAAAUUGAUCAUGUCAAUGAUGAUUCAAUGAAUUGCAGAAGACUAUCUGCACUCGAAAUAAGUAAAAACUUUGAACGUCUCAAAGUUAAAACCAAAGAAGCUCCACAAUUCCCCACAACUUCCUCCUUAGAAACUCAUAAAAACGAUCAAUCGAAUAUUAAACAAGUUUCCGAUGAGAAAGAGAAACUAACCACUUCUCACGAUUCCAUGAAAGCACUUUGCUUAUCCUGUGCUGAUGAUGGCGAGAAAAUCGCUCGCAUCCACUGCUAUCGUCCAUUCUUCAAGAAGAUCGAUGGUCUGUGUGAUCGCAUUAAGCAGGACUUAAUCCAUCAUGACAGUGUCAUUCCACAUAUUAACUCCCAUGGCAAUGUGUGGGCCAUAAAAGAUCUUGUCUUCGUUUGUACUCGAAUAAUCAAUGCAUGGAACAUAACCAGAGGAUAUGUUUAUGAUCCUUCUGAGGGUUUGAACAAAGUCCGAUCAUCUUUGAAUCCCGACUUUAUACCAAGUUUCGUUGCAUGGCAGGAAGCCACAUCAAAAUUCAUUGAGAAUCUUAUGAUGUCAUUUCUGAGUCUUGAUAUUUGGGUUCAUACUCCAAAUAAUACGCUUAAAAGAUUGGAAUUUCAGAAAAAAUUGGAUGCAUUUAUGGAAAGUAUGUUGAAGCAGACAAAAUCUUGUUACUCCACCCAACGACGCAAAAAUCAAGACAAUCAAUAUUGGGAGCAAUGUGGUUGUGAUCCAUGUAAAAUGGUUUUAUCCAGCCAAUCUACCCAUGAUGCCUUAUUGGAACUCUGUAUUGUUUGUACUGAAUAUGGAGAAAAAGUCGCCCAAAACUACAAUAGUCGUGCAUUCUUCAAAAAGAUCGACACUUUGUGCAGUCGUACUCGAUUUGAAUUGAUGCAUUGUGACAAUGCUUUGUCCAAUCUUAACUCCCAAGGCAUUGUCUGGGCAAUUAAGGAAUUGAUAUUCUCUACGACCAGAAUAAUAAAUGCAUGGAAUAUAGCCAAAAGUUAUGUGUAUGAUUCUUCAGAGGGUUUGGAUAAAGUUAGAGCUGGUUUAAGUGGGCAAUUUGUUUCGAGCUUUAACACUUGGCAGGAAACCACAAAGGUGUUUUUGGAGAAUUCACGAAUGUCUUUUAUAAAACUAGAUAAUCUUGCACAUAUUGAAAGUAAUAACUUUAAAAAAGAUGAUGCUUCAAAAUUGAUGAAGGUUUUUAAAGAUCAGUUGCAGCAAUUGAAAAGCUCAGAGGUGUUUUUUAGGACACUCUUCUGUCGGAAUUAUUUUCCAGAUUUUAUAGAGCAGACUCCUGACUUUCUGGAUAUUCGUUCGAUUGUCAAUAAACUCCAUAAUGGUGGUUAUGGACAUAUAUUUGAGGUUGUCCACGAUGUUCGUUUUACUAUAAAUCAAGUGAAAAAGUACCUAAUGAGAAAUAUCGAUCCAAAUCUAGAUCGAGCAGUUAAUGAUUUUCAAGCAGAUGUUGAGAAGAUUCUUGCUCAAAAGACAUUUAAAAAGUAUCAAUUUGAUCAUAUUGAAGGGAGACCAAAUGAGAUACUUUUAUAUUACAAUAUUUGAUUAUUAUUAUAAGGAUUUUUUCUUUCUUGUCUUAAGCUAUAUGAAUCAUAUUUUUAUGUUUAAUGUUUUUGUGAAUUGAAUUGAGUGUGAAAUGUGUGUUUAUUGUAUUAGAUUUUUAAGAAAUAAUUCUACUUUCUACAUACCUGUGUGAGAAUGAAGAUUUUGAAUGAAUUUUAUGUGAAAUAUUUGUGUGGAAUGUUUGUCUUUUUGAAAAACACACAGCAAUACA
Messenger RNA from Episyrphus balteatus (marmalade hoverfly), 2260 nucleotides. RefSeq names its product protein mitoshell-like. The transcript is spliced from 7 exons. Lineage: Eukaryota; Metazoa; Arthropoda; Insecta; Diptera; Syrphidae. Gene Ontology annotation, molecular function: protein binding. The record is from RefSeq and is a predicted model, not a curated record. The coding region runs from base 166 to 2031 and encodes 621 amino acids.